CUUGGAAAGAACCUACUCCGUAUGUCGUGAAUAAUUCAUGGCAUGUUGUCUGAUAGAUGAAUGGUGUCACGUGUAAGAGCCCUCGGCCCCACCAAGCAAACAAUGCAAAAUUAUUUUGGAUAGCAUCAUAAUUGCGGAGGGGUAAGAAGAGCACGGCGAACUUCUUCAGUGCUUGUUAACAUCUCCUAAAGAAGAGGCUUCUACUGAGCUAUUAUUGAAUUUACAAGAUAGCAAAUAUUUUAAGAAACAAAAGCACCAUGGCGCCACGCUCGCAACUGGAGAUCGCUACUUCGUCUGUCUUGCGUCUGGUGAAGGAAGAAGCAUCCUACCACCGCGAAUUGCAAGAACAGACAGAGCGCAUUAAGAAACUAGAGAGUCAACAGGGCGGUGAUGACGAGAACAAAGAGUAUAUGUUGAGACAGGAGCAUCUUGCACUUGAAGAAACUAAGAAGGUCCUCCCAAGCUUAAAGCAGAAGCUUGAAGAGUCGAUAGCGAAGGUUCAGGGUCUCCUGACCGAGGAGGGCAACAAAGGGCCCGAGAGUAACGUCGAGCAAAUCAAUGCUGCCAAGGAUGCUAUAUCAAAGGCCAGGACAGCUGAGCGAGAGAUCGCUUGAGGACCAUCAGCUGAGGACGUCAAUUGGACAUCAGUGCAAAAUAUGCUACCAUGCUAAUGAUACAACCACCUAAUAUCACAAAUGAAAAGAUAUAUUAUAAAU
Molecule: messenger RNA, 716 nt
Organism: Aspergillus pseudotamarii
Lineage: Eukaryota; Fungi; Ascomycota; Eurotiomycetes; Eurotiales; Aspergillaceae
Product: putative tubulin-specific chaperone Rbl2
Exons: 4
Coding region: 258-614 (118 amino acids)
Biological process (GO): tubulin complex assembly; post-chaperonin tubulin folding pathway
Cellular component (GO): cytosol; microtubule cytoskeleton
Molecular function (GO): beta-tubulin binding
Source: RefSeq, a predicted model, not a curated record